Molecule: messenger RNA, 1575 nt
Organism: Microsporum canis CBS 113480
Lineage: Eukaryota; Fungi; Ascomycota; Eurotiomycetes; Onygenales; Arthrodermataceae
Product: benzoate 4-monooxygenase cytochrome P450
Exons: 4
Coding region: 1-1575 (524 amino acids)
Molecular function (GO): iron ion binding; monooxygenase activity; oxidoreductase activity, acting on paired donors, with incorporation or reduction of molecular oxygen
Source: RefSeq, a predicted model, not a curated record
AUGGUCGACUCUCUAUUGUUCUCGUCCACCAAUAUCUGGGUGACAGUCAUUCUGGGUACGGUCGCCAUACUUCUCUAUAUUGUGGGAGUAUUGGUCUAUCAAAUACUUUUUCAUCCUCUGGCGAAGUAUCCUGGCCCAUGGCUAGCAAAAUUGACAAACCUUUAUGCUGGCUAUCACUCUUGGAAGGGGGACCUUCACAUAGAUAUGUGGGAUGUCCACAAUAAGUACGAUAUAUAUGGCCACGGUAAAAGCUUUAAAAAGGCUCAAAGAUACGGAGCCAUGGUGCACCGUGCCCCAAACACAUUGACUGUAAUCGACAAAAUGAAGCAUGGCAAGAAGAGACGGAUUAUCAGCCAGGGGUUUUCCGACGCAGCGCUCAAGGAUCAUGAAGUUGUCAUCCUUGAGCAAGUGCAGCACUUGUGUACGCAACUGAAAGGGGGUAAACAAGGUGAAGAGACGCCAAUAGGUUUAUGGUCCCCUCCAAAAGACAUGGCACGGCUCAGUAUGUUCAUCUCCGCAUCAGUGACGAGUCUCUGGCUAACUAGGAGGGGGACAGAUGACUAUUUUGCCUUUGAUGUAAUGAGUAAUAUUAUAUUUGGAGUGCCUUGGUCUACUUUACGCAGCCCGACAUAUCGUUUCGUACCAGAAGUUAUUGAGAAGUCGAAUAUCCGAGUCGGCACUUUAUCGCAGGCUCCCGAGAUGAGUUUCCUGAGAUUGGAUAAGGUCAUUUUCCCCGAAGCCAUUCGAGCCAGAGACAUAUUCGUUCAAUUUGUAGAUGAGAUGCUUCGCCAGGGAACUAAGCAUGCCGCCAAAACUGGUCGGGGCGUCUUUGCGAUUUUGUCGAAAUCAAACGACCCUGAGACUGGCCAACCGUUAAAGAUGCGAGAACUGGGCGGUGAAAGUGCUACUCUCAUUGUUGCUGGUACCGAUACUACGUCCACGGCCCUUGCUGCAUGUUUAUUCUACCUCUCCCACUACCGCUCCUCGUGUGAUCGUGCUACAGCAGAGGUUCGGGCGGUCUUUGAGUCAUCUGAGGAUAUCAGAAUGGGCCCAUUGAUGAGCAAGUGUGUCUUUCUACGCGCUUGCAUCGAUGAGAGUAUGCGAAUGUCUCCGCCUGCAGCGAGCUCCCUAUGGCGUGAAUCCGAGGAGACAGGUGCAACUGUCGAUGGAGAGUACAUCCCUCCCGGUAUAGAUGUUGGGACUUGCAUUUAUAGUAUCCAUCAUAACCCCCUGUAUUACCCUCGCCCGUUCUCUUUCCGGCCGGAGCGUUGGCUCAGCACCGACACUAAUGAAGGGCAGGUUGACAUACGGCUGGCGCGGUCCGCUUUCAAUCCAUUUUCAAUUGGCCCGCGGAGCUGCAUUGGCAAAAGCCUUGCAUAUGUCGAGCUUCAACUUGUGUUGGCUCACAUAUUAUGGAGGUUCGACAUUCGCCUGGCUUCAGGGGAGUUGGGGAAAACGGGAGAAGGCAAAGAAGGAGCUGAGUUUGGACGUCACCGUAUAGAUGAAUACCAAUUGUGGGAUCAUUUAACGGCUGCAAAACAUGGGCCUUUUCUCGAGUUCAGCCCCAGAGAGUAG